AUGUCAUUUGGCUUGCAGUUUGCAUUGAUGCAAACAUUCUCUGCAACCUUGAUAGACGAAGAUCAGUGGAUGUAUGAUUGUGUAAUGUCCGAAGAAGUUUAUAUGAAUGACCAAAAUGAAGACGAAGGUGGAAUGAAUGAAGAACAUGUGUUUGCUACCCAUGAUGAUGUUCUGCAAUGGGCUCAAUUUGUUGCUUAUGAAAUUGGAUUUGUGGCGGUGAUUAUGAGAUCAAACACAAAAAAUGGUAUUAGAGGAAGGACCUCAUUUAUUUUAAUUGGCUGUGAAAGGAGUGGUCAGUAUAGGGCCAAGAAGAAGGAUUUGGUAAGAACAUGUACUGGUAGUAGAAAAUGUGGGUGUCCAUUUAAGCUACGUGCAAAACCAGUUGUAGGGGGUGAAGGAUGGAUGGUGAAUUUAAUCUGUGGGAGGCACAAUCAUGAAUUGGCAAAGUCUUUAAUUGGGCAUCCAUAUGUCGGUAGACUAACUAAGGAUGAGAAGAUAAUUGUUGUUGAUAUGACAAAGUCAAUGGUCAGACCCAUAAAUAUUCUUCUAAUGUUGAAAGAGUAUAAUGUCAAUAGUUAUACAAUGAUCAAACAAAUAUACAAUGCAAGAAAUGCUUACCGUUCUUCCGUAAGAGGCAAUAAUACUGAAAUGCAACAACUAAUGGGGCUUCUUGAAUGGGAUCAAUAUAUUCAUUGGCAUAGAUUAAAGGAUGAAUAUGUUGUGCGUGACAUAUUUUGGAGUCAUCCUGAUGCAGUCAAAUUAACUAAUGUCUGUAAUUUGGUCUUUUUGAUAGACAGUACCUACAAGACAAACAAGUACAGACUGUCGUUACUUGAUAUUGUUGGUGUGACACCAACAGGGAUGGCAUUCUCUGCUGCCUUUGCCUAUUUGGAAGGAGAACAUCUGAGUAAAGAUGUUUGGGCUCUAGAAAGGUUUCGUCGUCUUUUCCUUAAACGUGAUGCACUCCCUAGAGUUAUUGUCAUUGACAGAGAUCUAGCAUUGAUAAAUGCGGUGAAAGUUGUAUUCCCUAAGUCCAUGAAUUUGUUGUGUCAGUUUCACAUUGAUAAGGAUGUGAAGGCAAAGUGUAAAACCCUUGUUGGUCAAAAAAAUGCAUUGGAUUAUGUAAUGGAAGCCUGGGAGAGUUUAGUGGAUUGUCCUUUUGAGCAACAGUUUGAUGACUGCCUUAAGAAGUUUGAAGUUGAUUGCUCACCAUAG
Molecule: messenger RNA, 1215 nt
Organism: Glycine soja
Lineage: Eukaryota; Viridiplantae; Streptophyta; Magnoliopsida; Fabales; Fabaceae
Product: protein FAR1-RELATED SEQUENCE 5-like
Exons: 3
Coding region: 1-1215 (404 amino acids)
Molecular function (GO): DNA-binding transcription factor activity, RNA polymerase II-specific
Source: RefSeq, a predicted model, not a curated record